Molecule: messenger RNA, 2718 nt
Organism: Saprolegnia parasitica CBS 223.65
Lineage: Eukaryota; Oomycota; Saprolegniomycetes; Saprolegniales; Saprolegniaceae
Exons: 16
Coding region: 1-2718 (905 amino acids)
Biological process (GO): protein O-linked glycosylation
Molecular function (GO): glycosyltransferase activity; protein binding
Source: RefSeq, a predicted model, not a curated record
AUGGCUGACACGCUUGCCAGCGCCUUUGCGCUCAUGCAGGCCGGCGCGCGCGGCGAGGCACAAGAGAGAUUGAUUGCACUCGCCCGAAUCGCGCCCCAGAACGCGGAUGUUCACACAGCGCUGGGCGCGCUCGCGCAAAUGGAUGGCCAUGUAGACCGUGCGAUCGCUAGCUAUGCAACGGCCCUGUCGCUGUGUGGUCCCACGGAGGCGCUCCAUGGCAACCUGGGCCUUGCCCACUAUGCGAGGCAAGACUACAAGGCCUCUGUGGAGCAUUUUCGAGCAGCUAUUGCGCUCAACCCGGCGCGUCUGCCCGACCUCGCCCACAUGCUCGGGCUGGCCCUGCACUUUCUGCGCGACGACGCCGCGGCCAAGGACAUGUACGUCGCCGCUGUUGCCCACGCACCACACGACGCGGCAGUUCGCUUUGACUAUGGCGUGACGCUUCAAGCCCUUGGCGAUAUUGAGCAAGCCGGGGAUGCCUACAACCGCGCCAUCGCGCUCAAUCCCGCAAUGGGCUCGGCGUGGCUGAAUAUGGCGUCGCUGCACUUGCAGUACGGGGAAGUGAACAAGGCCCUUCGUGGGUUCGAGAAAACGCUGGGCCUUCCCCUUCCCAUUGACCUGUGGCUGUGUGCAACGACCAACUACGCCGUGGCCCUCGAGCUGGACGGUCAACCUCUUGCAGCAACCAAGUUUCUAAAGCGAGCCCACGCUGUGCUACAGCUUAAGGGAGCGACAACGUCAACGCUGUACUUGCACGUGUGCGAGCACCAAAUCCGAACAUGGCGCGCUAUUGCGUACUGGAAAGACUACGAACUGGUUUGGACGCGCUUCUUCGAGAUGACGUGGCAGCACGAGAUCCAAGUUGGUGCGGUGAGCUCGAUGAUGCCGUUCACGUCGCUCCUGCUUCCGCUGGCGCCCGAGAUGAAGCGCAAGAUUGCCGAAUCGAUCACACGACCGCAUGUUUCCGCUGAAAAACGACUUUGGCGCGCAACACCGCCGGUGGCCGGUGCCCGGCGCUUGCACGUCGGGUACCUCUCGUACGAUUUCAACAACCACCCGACUGCCCAUUUGAUGGAAGGCCUCUUUCGUUGCCACAACGCGUCGUCGGUUGAAGUUUCCAUGCUGAGCUACGGCAAAGACGACAACAGUUCUUACCGACGCCUCUUUCCAACGCUCGUCGAACACUUUGUGGAUCUUGCACGCGCAGGCACACGUGCAGCUGCUUCUGUUAUCCGAGAUGCGCACGUUGACAUCCUCAUCGACGCUCAAGGCCACACACUGGGUCAACGCCAUGACAUUGUGGCCCAGCAGCCCGCGCCGAUCAUCAUCAACUACCUGGUGUUUCCUGGCACAUUGGGGGCCCCGUACGUCGAUUAUCUGCUUGCGGAUGUCCACGUGGCACCACCAGAGCACGCACACCACUUUGUUGAAAAGCUCUUGUAUGUACCGCAUUCGUACCAAGUCAACUACUUUGCAUCGCCCGUGCCUUUCUCCGAGACGCGGCGCACCGGGCGCUUUGUUUUUGCCAACUACAACAAGAUCGACAAGCUCGAGCCGCGCGUGUUCAGCGUCUGGAUGCAGAUCUUACGCCGGGUGCCCCGGAGCGAGUUGUGGUUGCUGGCGCCAACGUCGACCAAGACAGAGCAGCUGACGAUGCGGCAUGUGCACAUGGAAGCUGCUGUCUAUGGCAUUCCACCAUCCCGCAUUCGGUUUCUACCACGCGUAACCAAGGCGGCCCACUUGGCGCGCCAGGCCGACGCGGAUUUGUUUCUUGAUACCUUUGUGUACGGUGCGCACUCGACGGCGACCGAUGCGAUGUGGGGACACCUCCCCGUGCUCACCCUUGCCGGCGACUCCUUCACAAGUCGCGUCGGCAUCUCCUUGGCUACCAACGCCAAUUCCGUCGAGCUCGUUGUCCACAGCGCCAAAGAGUUUGCCGACGUUGCGGACAAAGAUUGGAUCUACGACCGAGCGAUGAGCAGCGCCGCUGAAGUGUUUACGAUCAUGGCCGCGGCCGUCGCCGACGCCGGCGAAGCCCUCGUCAAGAAGGUCAACGGCAGCAUCAAGUUUGACGUCAAGGGCGCGGGCAUGUGGCUCAUCAACCUCAAGGCGGCGCCGGGUGCGGUGACUGCGUCCAACGCCGGCGAGAAGGCCGACCUCACCAUCACCAUCAGCGAGCCCGACUUUGUGGACCUCAUCAACGAGAAGCUCAACCCGCAAGCUGCUUUCAUGAAGGGCAAGAUCAAGGUCAAAGGCAACAUGGGCCUCGCCAUGAAGCUCUCGGCCGUCACGAACGCGACCAAGGCCUACUUGGCCAAGCAAAAGAAGUCUCCCGCGGCGGCGGCUCCGGUGGCAGCUGCGCCGGCGGCGACCAGUGGCUUGAAGUCGGCGGCGCUCUUUGUGGGCAUUGGCGAAGCGGUCAAGACGCAGGGCCCGGCGCUCGUUGCCAAGGUCAAGGGCACGAUCCAAUUCAACAUUGCGCCAGGUGGCGCGUGGUUCCUCGACCUCAAGAACGGCAACGGGUCGCUCGAAACAGGCUCCAAGCCGGCGGACUUGACCAUCAACGUCUCGGACGAGGACUUUAUGGCGAUCGCGGACGGCAAGCUCAACGCGCAGCAGGCCUUUAUGAAGGGCAAGCUCAAGGUCAAGGGCAACAUGGGCCUCGCCAUGAAGCUCAACAUCGUCAUUGAUGCGGCCAAGCCCAAAGCCAAGCUCUAA